GAGCAGCACAAGUGAACUCACUGAGGAGCUGAAAGUCGAGGCGGGGCGAAAACUGGUCGACAGUAAACCUCUCUCUGCCUCCUUGUCUCUCUGUCUGUCUUUCUGUGUGCUCUCUGUCUCAAACAUUCUCGCCAACAUGCCUCAAGCAUGACAAUAAACUGGUUUAGCUGGGUGACGGGGGAAAAAAAAACCAUGUAACAGAAAACUUUCGACGAGUCCCACCUGGACGACGAGCACGGCGCAGUUGUGAAGGAAAACAUGGUAAAGAAGGCAACAUGAGGGGCUUGAAGUUCAACAUGGAAGUUUGACGACUAAAUAACUGGGACAGUAUGGCACGUCGCUCUCAGUGUUCCUCUGCUGGGGAUAACCCCCUGGACCCCAACUACCUCCCCCCUCACUAUCGGGAAGAGUACCGCUUGGCUGUUGACGCACUGAUCGAGGAGGACUUGGAGGGAUACUAUCAAUUUCUCCAAAAAGCAGAUGUGGUGGACUUCCUGUCCACACCUGAGAUUCAGUAUAUUCAGAGCUCUGUUCAGGUCCCUCAGCAGAGCAGCUUCCCUGAACAACAUUUUCUGGAGAUCGGGGGAGAUGGCUCCUCAGACACUUACUGGCCAAUUCACUCCGACCUGGACGCCCCAGGGUUGGACCUCGGCUGGCCUCAGCUGCAUCACUUCAUUGGACCCACAGAGGUCACCACUCUGGUCAACCCACCUGAGCCCGACAUGCCGAGUAUCAAGGAGCAGGCGAGACGACUUAUCAAGAAUGCUCGGCAGGUUGUUGCUAUAGUGAUGGAUAUGUUUACCGAUGUUGACAUGUUUGCGGAUAUUCUCGAUGCUGCCAUGAGGAAUGUUGCCGUCUACAUCCUUCUAGACGAGCAAAAUGCACAUCACUUUGUCAACAUGGUGUCCAACUGCAGAGUCAAUCUACACAACAUUCAACUUUUACGUGUGAGAACAGUGUCUGGCAUCACGUAUCAAUGCCGCUCGGGGAAAUCCUUCAAAGGUCAGAUGAUGGAUCGCUUCUUGUUGACAGACUGCAGGGCUGUGCUGAGUGGAAACUACAGCUUCAUGUGGUCUUUUGAGAAGCUCCACCGCUGUAUGGCACACCUUUUCCUUGGACAGCUUGUAUCGACUUUCGAUGAGGAGUUUCGGAUUCUGUUUGCUCAGUCUCAACCGCUGGUGAUUGAAACUGUCGCUCCAAUGGAAGAGUUUAGCCUUGUUCAAAAGAGGCAAUAUCCAAGUGAAAGAACAAUGUAUAGGGACCCAAAGAAAUUUCAGUCACUGGACACUGCUCAUCCAGAUGAUUGGCCAAGACAUUCCUACAAUGAACGCACGGAUAUGGAUUGGAGAAUGAUGCCUCUUAAAAAGCAGGAAUCCUUGCACGGUCCUGCUGAUAUGUACGGCAAACAUACAUCUCAGCAAUCUCGCAUGGAUCCUUCUUUUGAUCAGGGCCCCUCCAGGAUGCCCAUGAUGGAAAAUCUUGCCUUCAAACGUCACAGUUAUGCUGAAGGCACUCAUGGUAGAUUUUCUUACCCAUUCUUGCAACAACAGGGAAUGCCAGAGCCUGAGAACCAGGGAAGGCAUUUCCACAGGGGACAGCUGCCCUAUCCAGGACCCGGACCAGGAAAAGAAGCAGAUUACAGUGCCUAUGACAAGUUCUGGAACCAAGACUUUCAUCCAUCAGAUCAGUACUCUGACCCUGGUUUCCCACAAGAGAUGGAACCGCCUGAUAACUUUGACCCUGUGCUAAACUAUUUAUCAUCCACCAGAGUUGGAGAGUUUGACCAGAGCUCAGAGAAAUUGCCACCCGCAGCAGAUUUACCAUUUGGUUCACCUCACACUAGAAGAUUGAGUUUGGGCAAUCCAACUGAUCAAAAGCAGUUAAUUCCAGAGCCAAACACAGACCGCAAAGAUCCCAUGGUGAAACGGGGCCUAAGAAACUGGAGGAUUAGCUCAUACCUCAGUGCAUAUGAUAAUCCAGGGGACGAAGGCCUGCCAUCGGCACCGAUUAAUGCACCAGAACCUUUUGAAGAGCCCUCCAACAUCACACAGCAAACACCAGGGAUAGACUUACCAGCCACUAAAAUCCCCAAUGUCAGAGAGUUUAAGGUUCCUGCAGUACCCAGGGCAAGUCAGAUGCCAAGUUAUGCCAAAAUCACUGCACGAGAACAGCCCAAGAAAUUGCAUGAUGAACCAACUGCAGCAGCAGCAGAGACCAAAAUAACACCAACGCCUUCAGAUUCAUCAUCCACACCUGAAGUGGAGAAGAUAGAGGAGGCAGAGCAAAAGGAAACAAAAAUUGUUGGUCUUCGAAGGGAAGAGUCGUUCCGUCGUAAAUACAAUGCAGCAGUACCGAGGAGCUCUAGGUUAAGAUCCUCUCUCAUAUUCAGCUCUAUGGAGCAGCAGAAUACCGCACAAGAUGCCAAAAUGGCUUCAGGCCAACUGGAUGAGGAAAGUGACAAAAAUGAGGCAGAGCAGACAAAACUACCGUUUGUUUCUCCGGUUUUGGGACAAAGGAGGUCAACUCCGAGAGAACCCUUUGAAUGGAGCCGUUAUAUAAAGUCAGCCACCUUUGAUAACGCUUCCUCAGACCCAUCCAAACCAGAUGAUGGAAACAGUAAACCAGAUGAUAAAGAUUCACCAAAGGACGAAAAUUCAAAGAAUCUCUCAGAGGUACAAGAAUCAUCAAAACCACCAAAUGUCGAGCAAGGAAAUUCUUCUUCAUCAGUGCCCCGAUUGAAGGCUUUUGAAGCUGAGCUGGUUAAAACCGAUCAACCAAUCCAGCCAUCCAAGUCUUUGCUCACCACUCCAGCCUAUGUAGAUAUGAAUGAUCCUGAUAAGAGGCUCAUGUUUUUCAAAGAACUGGCAGCAAAACGCAAGGCUGCAGAAGCUGAAAAGGGCAAAGAUAAGGCUCAGAUGAAACCAACAACUGAGCUAGAAAAAGAUACUACUGUUAAAAAGAAGGAACCAAAAGAAAUCUCAGAAAAGAGGGCUGAUACUUCAACACCUGAGGGUUCAUUAGGGAAAAAGGCUGCUGCAGAGGAUGCAGAGAAAACAGUAUCCACAGAAGCAUGCAAGUCAGUCAGUCUGUCUUCAGAUCUGAAUGAUAAAUCUGAUAAGCAUGAUAGUCAGGUUAAGACUGAACCCAAAAGCUGUAAACAAGAACAAACCAGAGUUUCAGUCAGUUCAAAGAAGAUCGAGUUGAAUACCAGCCAAUCAGCAACAACUUUGCCUGUUUCUGCAGAAAAUGAAGCACAUAAGAGCAGCCCAUCGGAAGAGCCAAAGCUGUCGAAUCCUGCUGUAAAACCGAGGAGCCUCAGUCAGCCACCUACACCAACAGGUGCUACUCCUGGUACACCAACAAAUGCUACUCCUGCUAGUGUUCCUUCUCUUGCACAAGGUAAUGAUGGAGGUGAAAGCCCAUGCCUUAAUUCUACCUCAGAGGAGUCUAGUUCACUCACCCCCAGUUCAGUGGAGUUACCACCAUCUGCUAAAUCUGCUGCAUUGGAUUCUAACACCCAGAAUCCUGAAUCAGUUCAGUUAGAAACUAGCAUCUCAUCUCCUCCACUGCUAUCCGAACAACACACUGGAUCAGAAUUAAGUUCUUCUAACCCAUCAGACCAAAGCCCUUCCUCUGAUCACACUCUGCCAGAAUCUGGUCCACAGAUCUGUCCAGGUCCUGCACCCACUCCAGCAGAGACCACAUCCUCUCAUGAUACCCAAGCAAACUCGAGCUCAGCCUUAACUUCAAGCAAAAUGUCCCCAAAUGGACAGGAAUCUGUCAGCUCCUCAACACCAGAAUCCUCCCAACUGACAUCAUCCAAGACCCUUUCAGUAGACGACGCUGCACAUGUGGAAUCUGAUCAUUCUUCUGAUGCAUGUGCUGCUGGUUCAGAGCCAAACACAUCCUCAUUAGAGUUCACUACAAAGACGAUGUCUGAGGAAUCUUGUGCUCCUACACCUUCAGAAAAAGAUGUACCUGGAUCAGAAAACAACUCAAAGGCUGUUGGAGAGGAUUCUGAGGUUUCUGGAUCAUCAAAGGAUGUCAAAGCUCAAGCUGAUAGCACCUCUCCUAGUCUUAGCACUUCAUCACCUGAAUCAGGUUUACCUAAUGUAUCUGAUCUAGAGAUUAAAUCCAAAUCUGAUCAAAAUGAGACUGUUACUCCAACCCCCUCUGAAGCAGACAUUCCAGCAGAAACAAGCUCUCCAAUUCAUCCGGACUUAACUCCUAAUGCUUCCCAGUCAAUACAAGUGACCCCUCCCUCUGAACUUAACCUGAAAGAAUCUGUCACUCCCUCUCCUGCUGAAACAGUAUCAUGCUCUUCUCCUCUAACUAAAUCACUUGGAUCGGUUUUGUCCCCAGAGGCUGAACAAACAUUGUCUGCAUUGUGCAGUCCUCCAGAUACCAAGUCUCCUCAAAAGCAUAUUGCAGCAGACUCAAACGAAACAGAAACAUCUCACCCAACUGAGUUAACCCCAAAAGUCUCAACAGAACCUGAUCUGCCAUGCAAAACAUCUGAUUCUGUGAUUUCUGAAACCUGUACUUCAGAGCCACCUGCACCUGCUGAAACUGCAUCAUGUUCCUCUCCUCCAACUAAGUCAGUUGGACCUGUUUUGUCCCCUGAAGCUGAAAAAACAUUGUCUGCAUCACACAGUCCUCCAGAUGCUUUACCUAAGCAGACUGUAACCGACUCAAAUGAAACUCCAAAGCUCUCAUCAACAGAAACAUCCAACCCAACUGUGCCUACCUCAAAAGUGCCAACAGAGCCUGAUCCACCAAGCACAACACCUGAAUCUGUGACUCCUGAAACCCAACCUUCAGAGCCCCUCGUACCUGCUGAAAACAGUAACGUGGACAGUCAGAAUGAAGUAAACAAAGAGUCUAAAAUGCCUGAUCCCAGUGAGAAUGAAACUGUUGAUACCAAGGCGACAAAUGAGGUUAAUAAAGCUGCUACAAAGGAAUCAGUCUGCAAUGAGAAAACAAAUGACCAAGUAAAGGAAAAUAACUGUACCGAAUCGCCAGAAAUCACAUCAGAUGAAGUCAUUCCUCUGUCACCACAGUCCAAGCAGCAAAAAUCAAGCCAGUCUCGCUACCAAUCAUCAACAGCCAACGUGCUCUCAAGCAGCAACCUCAGAGACGAUACCAAGCUGCUCCUAGAGCAAAUCUCAGCUAAUAACCAAAGCAGGAACGAAGCUGCCAAAGAGUCUCCUGUCACAGAUGACGAGAAAGAGGACAAAGCUGACAAAAAUGCCAAAAGGGAGAAAGAAAGAGGGAUCACAGCUCUUACCAGAGGGCAGCAGAAGCCAGCUCAAGAACGUGAGAAGCUGCUGGAGAAGAUUCAGAGCAUGAGGAAGGAGAGGAAAGUUUACAGCCGAUUUGAGAUGGCACCUUAAAUGGGAGCCAAAGCAAGUUGAAAGGAGAAACGGCACAUUGUUUUGUGUGUGUAGGAAGAAGAAAAGGCAAGUAAGAAGCUAGCGCGCUGUAGCUCACCUGGCAGAGCAUGCGUAAUCUAAGUCUGACUCCUUAUGGCAGCAGAUUGUAGCCCUCUACUGUCAUCCACCCCCACUCUCUUACUGUCUUUCCUUGUCUGUAUUAUCCAAUAAAGGCAAAAAGACACAAACAAAAAAAAAAAAAGCUGAAAGGAUGACCAGGACAUAUUCUCACCAAAGAUUCAAAGAUAUUUAUUUCAGGGGCAGAGCGGGUGGGGUGGCCUUUGAGCUUUGGCUCUAAAUGUUUUUUUAAAAGCACAGAAUCUUUUAGGCUCUUAAAAUACCUUAGCCUUUGUGUCAGUCACAUAAUAUUAUAUGCCCAUGUUGUUUAUCCUACUAUGCUGUUCCUUAAAUAAAUCUAGUGAUUUGGCAUUGUUAGGGAUCAUUGAUUUGCAGUUAGAGCAACUCAGAUUAUUAUGGCAUGGAUUCAAAGUGUUUACCCCUAAAUUCUGCCCUGGCUGUGUUAGGCAACUUGAAAAUAAUAAGAUUUGAGAAUUUUUAAAAAAUCUUUUUAGGUGGCAGGAGUGAAAAGUAGUCCUCGUCAUUAUUUGUUGUUUCAUGUUAUGGUUUCAGAAUAAGUUGUAGAACAAUUAGAUACAAAGUUAGAUUACAAUUUUGUAUCUAAUUGUUACAAUUGGAUAAAAAUUAGGAUGCAGGCUCUACAGGAUGAUUCAUUUCCUUGGCAAGUGUCAUGUUUUUCUCAAAUUAUGUACAGAUUUUCAGACAUGCUGUCAUAUUAAAUGGCUUGAAAAGUGGUACAUGUAGCUGCUGUAAAUGGGGGAAAAAUUCUUUAGGGGAGCAUACCCCAAUGAAGCCCAAAUUUUUAUACCCUGUUUAAUAGAAAUUAUUUUUUUUCUCUACUUAUCCACAUACAAGGCAUAUUAUGUGAAGAAGAAGUGGUGGCACUAAAUUUUUAAGUCUAAAACUAUUAUUAAUAUGAAUAAAUAUCUUAAUUACAUGUACUCACAUACAAGAAAGGACUUCUUCCUGUGGGUGAAUCACCAAGUUGCUACCAGUGUGAAAGGCAGAUGGACUGAGACUACGUGUGUGAUCAAAUACGUUUUUACUGACUGCAUGGGUAAAGUGCAAUGUUUGUGCAGGUUGUCUCUGUGAUGCAGUCUGUUCUUGCCAUUUUGACAGCCAUGAUUAAUUGUAUCUGGUUUUAAGACAAAAUGUGACGUAGAAGAUAGUCUAAAGUAGUCGGAGUUUGUACAACUGUAAUAUACUGUAGCUCAUAUUUUAGUUUUUCACAAUCAUGUUAAUCAAAGAUGUUGAUAAUCAAAUGUGUCUUUGAAACAAGUGGAUAUAUUUAUUUAUAUCCAUGCAGUGCUUUUGUUGUUCUGGUGUAAAUAAAUGUAGCUUUAAAUCUUUGUUAUCUGAAUCAAACAUGGAAUUGAAAAAUUAUGAACAAACCUGAAAUUGAAACAGAAUUGCAGCUCACAGUAAACAUAGUGUAUUUUCAGUAUGAAUGCGCAGAUCAUUGCACACUGUAUGCAGUGGGUUUUUUUUUUGUUUGUUUGUUUGUUUGUUUAUUUCUUUUGUCUAUCAAACAUUAUCCAGUAGGAGUCUUUGCGGUUCAGUUUUCCAAGCUGCAUGCCUUAAAGGGUCAGUUCACUCCAGUUACCUGAAUCAUCCAAAUUAUGUUUACUUUGAUUUGGGAAACAAACAAAUGUAAAGAAAGAUUUGUUGCUUUUUCAGUGUUAAAUUUUUGGGUCAUAGGAAGCUGGAGCUACCUGUAUAGUGACGUUCCACCCGGGGAAAGUGACUAAUUUUGAGGUUAUGUUUGUAAUUUUCUGAACUGACCCUUGAACUGUCUUUAAAAAUGUGGUUUGUUCAAUUAAAACUUGUCACACCUGUACACCGAAACAAGAAACUACAAAACUGCAAAAAAUAAUAAUAAUUACACAACAGUAUGUAGAAUUGUGCUCUGAAAGUUACUCUUUUCAUAAUGGAUUUAUGAAAACUUUCCAUUUGUAAAUAAAAAUUCUUAUGUUAUU
Messenger RNA from Plectropomus leopardus (leopard coralgrouper), 7486 nucleotides. It is a transcript of the gene sack1ha, whose product is annotated as scaffolding CK1 anchoring protein Ha. The record is from RefSeq and is a predicted model, not a curated record. Gene Ontology annotation, cellular component: keratin filament. Gene Ontology annotation, biological process: protein localization to cytoskeleton; signal transduction; positive regulation of cell migration. Gene Ontology annotation, molecular function: keratin filament binding; protein kinase binding. Lineage: Eukaryota; Metazoa; Chordata; Actinopteri; Perciformes; Serranidae.